Molecule: messenger RNA, 291 nt
Organism: Malassezia pachydermatis
Lineage: Eukaryota; Fungi; Basidiomycota; Malasseziomycetes; Malasseziales; Malasseziaceae
Exons: 1
Coding region: 1-291 (96 amino acids)
Source: RefSeq, a predicted model, not a curated record
AUGGCACGGAAGCGUGCACGAUUCUCAGAGAAGGAGAAUUAUAGUGCCGAGCAUGAUACCUUGAAAACGCCGGCGCGGUCUAGCAAGGCGCCAACUAUGCUAAGCAGCAGUCCUAUGCCAGAACGAUCGCUGCGGUACUCGGAUGGCCACUUUGACUUUUCGUCUCCCAAUGCCAAAGCGCCUGAAGCGAAACGUUUACCUACUUCUACCUCGUAUUCGGUCGUGACUAUCAUCCGCAAAAAGAUUUUGUUUUCAAAGCGACCAGAACCCAUUGUAAAAUUGGAUGCAUAA